Messenger RNA from Symbiodinium natans, 3579 nucleotides. NCBI's taxonomy places the organism in Eukaryota, Dinophyceae, Suessiales, Symbiodiniaceae. The record is from the annotation of a GenBank genome assembly.
AUGGAGAAUGUAACAUUUCUGAUCACUGUGUCCGCCGUCUACGCCUCCGUGAUUUGGCUCCUUCCUGUCUCCGUGGAUUUCAACUCGAAGAACUUGUUUUUCAGGACAUCGCAUUCGACAACAGAUGCAACCGCGCAAGCCCGUUUGCAGGAGUACAAGAAGAAUAAUUUGCCGGAUUGGGUUCCGGUCUUCACAAGAAGCGCUGAAGUCUACUUCUUGGUCUGGAGCGUGCUUCGUUUAAGUAUCCCAGGAGCUUGGGCGAAGCCAGCCUACGAAGACUUGCAUCUGUGGAGCCUCCUGACCGUCUUAUGUUCAUUCCGAUGGUCCUGUCACCCUUCAGCAAAACGAUCCUUAUUGCAACGAAGGCUCGUGUCCACGGCGCUGUCAAUGGCUUUUUCCAUUACUCAGGUGGAUAUGCCAAGGCAGAUCGGGCACCUCAACGGUGUAGCCAAUGUUGGUAUCUCGCUGUUUGUUGGAGACCCCUGGUUUGGUCUUGCUGUGUAUGCUGCGUGCUGUCCACUGAAGGUGGCGCUCGCAUGUCACAGGAUGCAUCUUGCGGAGGUGACGCUCGAGCCUGUCGACGAGCUGGUGUGGUGGGUGGUGAGUGAUGUCGUGACAUGUAUAUUCACUUUUUCGAUUUUGCAACACAUCGACAUUCUUCUUAGCAAUGUGUUGCAGACCGCGGUCGAUUUGGAGCACCAAGUUCGUGAAAGGGAGAAGGGCAUGCAAGAGAGAGAUCACCUGCUGUCGGCCGCGAGCCGCCUGCUUUCUGUAACCUGUGAUUGCUGUGAGCAACUCUCUGACAGUUUCGAAAUUGUGCAACCUUCUCAAAACGCGUUGGCUUUGUUCCACAUCAAGAACCCCGAAGAAGACUCGCAGCUUGAACCAGGCAUUUCGUCGUUGCCUCUGCGGCAGUAUAUCUGUGAUGAUGACCAGGAACGCUUUGCGCAGUUCAUAGCUUCUUCCAAUGAGUCCCAGGCAGCUUCAUCGCUGCACCUCUGCAUGAGAACAUGCUCGGGUAGCAACUUCGAGGCACAGAUCUUCCAUGUGAAGGUUCCCGGCACCAAUCGACCACACCUCAUUGGCAUCAAGUCUUUCGCUGAGAUGACCAGCAUUCCGGAGCAUUCCGUCCUGGAGUCUCCCGUGGCCAGCCUCCCGAUACCCACGGUGCCUAGCCGAUUGAUCCCCAUGUCCCGGGAAGUGGAUGACGAGGUAGAGUUCGUGUGUGAAGAUAGUCGGGAUGGAUCGGGGAGGGGGCGCGGGGCGCUGGCGGAGCUGGCCGAUCAGACGAUGGCCGCCAGGGCCAGUUAUGACGGCAUGGGCGGCGUGGGUCUGGACGGGGGUCACCAAUUUUUGGAACAGGACGCCCCACCACCACCGUGGGUGGUGAGUCUGCAACAGGGCAUGCUUUCCAUUCAGCAGAUGCAAACCAAUGUGCUGAGAGAAAUGAGUGGACAGAGAGAGACCUUUGAGAGGUUUGGAGAGCGAUUGCAGAGUAUAGAGCAAGUUCAGCAUGAGGGAGCGCAACGAUUGGACCGCCUGGAACAAAGGUUGGUCGAGGUGGAGAGAGAACUUCAGGAAGUCCGCUCUCGACCACCUAGCCUGGGCCCGGGCACUCCGCGCAGUUCCGUGGGGGGUACGACAGGGGGAGGAGGGCAUGGGGGGGGGAGAGACAAACGUGGAGACGAUGAUCGGUGGGACGACUUCCAGAUCGUCAUAGGUGGAUGGGACGAGGCCAGGCGAGGGGACGUGGAGGAAGAGGUACGGCGGGUGUUCCAAGAACUAGCGGGCAGUUCACUCCUACAGGACAUCUUCAUCCCUGGCAUACGAACGACAUUUUGUAGGAUCCGUCUGCACCAUAUGGAGGACACGAUGGCAGGCAAGAGACGGGUGCAGUCCUCGGUCAUUCAGGCCCUCAAGACCCACUUUCAGUCCAACCCGUGUGGCAUCCCUGGGAAAGAAAAUGUGAGACUCUGGGUUUCCAGAAACCGAUCACCGCAGGAAAGAAACAAACUCAGGGCCCUGCUUUCUUUGAAAGAUUUGGGUAAGCAGCACAUUCCCGAAGCGGACAUUGACCUGGACUGGGGGGGGAAGUUGUGGUUCAAAGGAGAGCAAGUUCUCUGGCAAGCAGCCUCUAAGACGCCUCCGCAGGAAGCGCUCAUGAUGCAAGACCGGAAGGGAGAUGAUACGGGCUACUGGCUGGAUCCUCGGGCAGUCGCGCGGAUUCUGCAAGUCGAUGAGGAUGUGGUCCGGCGGGCACAGUACGUGGUUUAUGCUCUGAAUGCAGCAAAGUCCUUUCGGUGCACCGCCGUGGCCCUCAGGGAAGAUGUCCCCGUACAGGAUUCUGUGGAAGUCUGGAAAAACACGGUCGAAGCGUUGUAUCAGGCUUUGCGGGAUACGCGUUUUCAUGACGUUGUCCUCUUGGGGGCGGACGUCAACCAGGACAUGUUGCAAGUAGACACCUUCGAAGGAAUGCCAUAUCUUCGCAGCUUCAUGAUUGCCCACGGCCUAGACCAUAACCAGGAUGUGGGCGAUACGUGGCAGGGCAGGGGGUGGAGCAGCCGAAUCGACUAUUGGCUGUAUCGGGCACCGGCCCUGUGGACCACGUUCCACCUACGCCCAGAUCUCAAGCAAGCUUUGCCGUCGGAUCAUGCCCCGCUGUUUGCACGUAAUAAGUGUGGUCGGUGGGUAGUCCAAGGGGAGCUGGUCGAUGCGCUGCAUGAUGAUGUAGAUUUUGUCUUCACGCAGGAGAGGGCCGCCCUCAUGGAGGAGAUACGCUCCCUCAGAGGGGAAAGCCGGGCGGCGCAUAAAGUCGCUCUUCUGGAAAAAGCUAAGUCCGGAGACAGGGCCCCUAUCGCUUUCCUAAGGAGGCAGGCGCAGCAGGGGGCCUCAGAAGUGACGUACGUUCGACAAGCAGGGGGAGAGUUAAAGGCUGCAGCCGAGAUGCAGAAGUUCUAUGAGCAUAAAUAUGCUGACCCUGCCCCCCAGACUUCCCUUCUCCUUUCAAGCCUUCAGCCCCACGCCGACGCCGAUGUCGUGCCAAUUAAGGGGGAGGAGGUGGUACAAGCAUUGGACAGGGUCAAAAAGGGGACGGCCUCCGGCAUGGAUGGGGUGGUGUAUGAGGCAGUUAGGAGCCAGUUCGCCUGCAGAAAAGGCGUGCAAACGGUUGAUGGGGUCGCGGCGGCGCAUCUCGCGGCGAGCGUCAUGAGACAGGCGGGCAAGGCUCUGCACGCCGCUAAAUUGGAUAUCCGGGCGGCAUUUGAUAGUUUAUCACAUGCGGCGGUAGUGAAGUGGCUUGCAGCAUGUGCACCGUGCGCGGAGGCAUGGGCCAUCUGGAAUCUUGUAGGGGGCACGUCGGUCGAAAUGCAGUUUGGGCAGCAGCAAUGGGAGGUGCCCCUUACACAGGGAGUCCUGCAGGGCACAUCCUUCUCAGCAGACCUGUUCUCUAGAUGCAUGGACUUCUUUCUCGUCGGGCUGCCCGCGCGAUGGGCGGCCCAGUUCCCAGACUUCCAAAAAGAACUUAGCUCUACGCCGCACUUUCUUUUGUUUGCCGAUGAUAUACUUGUUCUGGCUAAUUCG